Molecule: messenger RNA, 273 nt
Organism: Cylicostephanus goldi
Lineage: Eukaryota; Metazoa; Nematoda; Chromadorea; Rhabditida; Strongylidae
Source: the annotation of a GenBank genome assembly
AUGUCAGAUAAUCUGCUAUGUCUAAUUUUGGAAAUUAAUGAAGUUUUUGGUGAUAUGAAGUGGGUGUGCACUGCUAACAGAAUUUUUGCAUCUGCCGGUGCUGAUCAGUAUAUCAGUCAAAAUCUCAUUUUAGCCUGGGUGCGUCUACAAAUUGAACCUGUCGAGGUGGCUACCGACGAUGGCGGUAUCGUAUUCGCAUCAGUACAAUCUGUUGUGCCUGGAGCACAUGGUUUGUACUAUCGUCAGGACGGUCAACGUAGACCACUUGAGUGA